CUCAAGUUGUAUGAUUUACUUGUACUAGGAUGAGUAUAUAGUAUGUGUUCUUCCACUACAAACAAAACUUAAGAAAAUAAUGUUCCUCAAAGAUUAGACAAACCCACUUUCCUCCCCUAUUUCCUUUCCUUUCCUUUCUUCUCUUACACUUCACCUCUCAAUAACUAAGAAUUACCAUCAACAUUCAACAAUGGAGUCCAUGAAACUAAACCCACAACCCCUCCUUCCACCUCCUCCACCCUAUCCUCAACUCCAACCACAACCCCCUACUCAAAACUACAUCGUUUUACCCCUCCCACUCCCCUUCAACUUCUCCUUCUCCAACUACAACCCAACUUUACUCAAAAAACUCUUCAAAAUCUUCUUCCUCCUCCUAAUCUUAUCCUCAAUCCUCUUCUUACUCUGGCCGUCAGAUCCCAACGUGAAGAUCGCACGAUUGAAAUUGCGCCACGUGAAAAUCCACACUCGUCAUCGUGUGGCUGUAGACAUAUCAUUGGAUGCUAAAGUGAGAAUAACUAACAAGGCCAUGUACUCAAUGGAUUACUCAGGUCUUAAUGUGCAGGUGGGGUAUAGAGGGAAGCCUUUAGGUCACGUGGUAUCAGGUGGAGGUCACGUGAGUGCUAAAGGUGUAUCUUAUAAAGAAGUUAGAGUUGAAUUUAAUGGAGUGGAAGUUAGUGAGUUGAUUCAUUUGUUGGAAGAUUUGGCAUCUGGUUUUAUUACUUUUGAUACAGUUUCUCAAGUUGAUGGUUUCUUUAGCUUCUUCUUCUUUCGAGUUCCCUAUAAGGGUAAGAUAUCAUGUGAGAUACUUGUGAACGUGAAGCAUCAGAAAAUCACUGGACAGAAUUGCUACCGCGACCUGGUAACAACUACCCCGAUAAAUUUUUUAAUAACUUUUUUUAAAAAAUCAUUUAUAUAUAUAUUACCACAGUUUAUAAUCGAAUAUCGAACAAGAUUACAGGAUUGAAUUCGGUUAAAAAUAAUCUAUUAGUUAAUUUUGUAUGAUUUGUGUGCAGUCGAAGGAGAAGGAUAAGGAAUAGUUUGACGGGAAAAGAAAGCAUGUUAAGAGAAGAAAUACUGAUGUUUAAGUGCAUAGCUAUUAUAGUGAAAGUAUGUUAUAGCUUAAACAGAAGUUCAUACGUAAAUAUAUUACAAAAAUGUGGGCCUACCCAUGAAGGCAUUUGAUUAUGUAAAUUAAAUUAUGGAUGAAUUAAAAAGAAGGUGUAUUUGUAUGUAUACUCCAAGCCAGUCCAAGGAUCAUGAAAACAUGAUUUCAUAUCAAUGGAAGUAUUUUAAAAGAGAUCAA
This is a messenger RNA of Amaranthus tricolor (Joseph's coat), 1303 nucleotides long. RefSeq lists its product as uncharacterized. Gene Ontology annotation, cellular component: plasma membrane. NCBI's taxonomy places the organism in Eukaryota, Viridiplantae, Streptophyta, Magnoliopsida, Caryophyllales, Amaranthaceae. The record is from RefSeq and is a predicted model, not a curated record. The transcript is spliced from 2 exons. The coding region runs from base 191 to 964 and encodes 257 amino acids.